Molecule: messenger RNA, 2068 nt
Organism: Fusarium redolens
Lineage: Eukaryota; Fungi; Ascomycota; Sordariomycetes; Hypocreales; Nectriaceae
Exons: 1
Coding region: 388-1842 (484 amino acids)
Cellular component (GO): membrane
Source: RefSeq, a predicted model, not a curated record
AGCCACUUGGCUCGCUACAUGGAAAUUGUGUUUAGCGAGAAGUCCGAAUUUCCGGGGUUGGUGGGGAAUGAAUCCGAAAAACACAGCUUCCGCUGAGUCAUGGGUCUGAUCCAAUCGCAUUGUAGAAUUCGGCAUGAUUUUAUCACCGCGUCCGAAGCCAAGAAGCUUAACAAACGGAGAUUCGGGAAGUCUGCUUAGUUUGGCGGCGGCGGCAUGUAACACAAACCCGUUGAUAAUUCAGGGGAAUGGCAUGAUGUUUAUAUUUUAGACUUAUAAGUAAACAAUAUUUCUGGAGUCUAUCUUCAAUAAAAGACAAGUCUCGUUCAGUACUUCCAUUUCAUCCUAGCAAAACCUACGUCAAACAGCAGACAGCAGCAUAUACUCACCAUGACAUUAAUACCACCUCGAUCGUCUAACCGAAUCUCUUCGCGGUCUACACCACUAUCCGUCAGAAUGAAGACCUAUAUAAUACCCGUCAUUAUGAUGGCCUUGAUGGUUCAACUUCUGUUCCUAGCAAAUAUGUCCUACCUCUUCGGUUCCCUCUUCAAGUCUUCGACGCGAAUGCAUAACCUCAAGAUCCUCGCGAUCGAUUUCGACGGCAGCGAUAUUGGAAGGGCCAUCUCUGGUGCUUAUGAUACCCUUCAGUCAGACAAGUUCCCUUCCGUUGAGUUCGGUUCAUCCUCCGAGUAUGAUACUCCGGAAAAGGUCCGCGACGCCGUCUGUAACCAUGGCUACUGGGGCGCUAUUUACACUCAUCCUGGUGCCUCUGAUCGUCUUUUGUCCACCAUCGAGGGCGACAACACUACUGUUUAUAAUCCACAAGACGCUGUCACUACGAUUUAUAACGGCGCAUACUAUCCUUCCAUCUUCUCCUCCCUACAAGGCAACAUGCAGAGCCUCGUUGGCGCUGCCGCAACCAUGUAUGCCCUUGCGACUCCCGAUGCCCUCAAGGCCGUCAACAUGACCAACCCUACCUCAGCGAGCACCCUCCUUCGACCCUUCCAUGCCAACAUCUGGAACAUCAUGCCGACCGAGCAGGGUACAAGAGUUCUCCUGAAUACUGUCUCACUAGUGAUGGGGAUUCUCAUGCAUUUCUUUUUCCAGAUGGGGUUGAAUGGCAUCACAACUUCUACCAAGGUCCUCCAGUCGUACUCAAAGCGAGAUGUCUACGUUUUCCGCUUCAUCACUGGAAAGAUUUAUACCCUCAUCGGUGCUUUAGGCAUGGCAGGCUAUUUCUGGGCCUUCCGGGAGAACUGGAGCGUUGAUGCUGCUCAGUUCUUUGAGACUUGGAUGUGCCUCUGGUUCUACAUGGACAUCAACUACCUUGUCAUCGACACAGUGCUGGCGACUAUAGUCCCUAUGCAGUUCUUUGCUUUCUUCCUUCUUACAUGGAUCAUCCUUAAUAUUGGGUCGACCGUCUUUCCAUUUGAGCUCACCCCAGGGUUCUACCACUGGUCGUGGGCACUUCCAGCCCAUAACGCGUGGCUUCUUCUUGUCGGUAUUUGGUCUGGAUGCCGGGCCAAUGCUGGGGUUACUCUACCUAUCCUAUUCUCUUGGUGGGUUGUUGGACAUGCUGGAAGCACUUGGUCAGUCCGCAAGAGAUGCAUGAUGGCUGAAGCCGAGGCAGAGAGUCAAAUGCAAGACAAUUACAACGAGAAGUUUGAACGAUUUAGCACCGAACAGACACGACAGGAAACAUCGCAAGGACUGAGACCGGGACCAAAAGGUCAGGAUGUUGACCUUGAGGCCAACCUCCCCGCGCAGAGUCUACGCAAUGACGAUGAUAAUCGCACAAUUACAAGUGGCGACGAGCCGUCACAGGAGCGCGAUAACAUCAAAUAACUGCCGGUGUGAAUCAUAUUAUUUGCAGUCGGGUUCUUAAGGAUAUCUGCUUGUCGUCAUGCUUUAGCGAACUGGAUUUAGGAUUUAUGGGAUUUGUGAGUUGGCGUUUGACUAGAGGGCCGAGAUACUGGGGCUUUUUUUUUCAUAGACGUAAUAGAUGAGUUGGUAGAUAUUCCCUCGUACACUUUAUAGACACAGUGUGCGGACUAUUAAAUAAUACAUCAGC